AUGAAUGACCAACCCGCUGAGCGACAUCGAGACCAGAGCAAGCCACGUGCACUCGCAUGCAUGUCGAAUGCCAGCCUCGAAUGCCACAUGUUUGCAGAGUGUCACAAUGUGUCUGAAAAGUGUUCCAGUCCUCCUCCGACGGAUAUACAGAUGGGAGAGAAGGGUUCUGGGUGCAACAUCUAUCCCUCUGCAUUCUCGUGGUCACGAAGUGACGACAACCAUGUGGCGAAGCAUACUGAGAAGAGGCCAUACAAGUGCGAUGUCUGCCCCGCGGAGUUCAGUCAGGGCGGGCACCAACGGCAGCACAAGCGAGCACACACGGGAGAGAAGCCAUACAAGUGCGAUGUCUGCCCUGCGGAGUUCAGUCAGGGCUGGCACCUACGACGGCACAAGCGAGCACACACGGGAGAGAAGCCAUACAAGUGCGAUGUCUGCCCUGCAGAGUUCAGUCAGGGCGAGCACCUACGGCAGCACAAGCGGGCACACACGGGAGAGAAGCCACACAAGUGCGAUGUCUGCUCUGCGGAGUUCAGUCUGGGCGGGAACCUACGGCAGCACAAGCGAGCACACACGGGAGAGAAGCCAUACAAGUGCGAUGUCUGCCCUGCGGAGUUCAGUCAGGUCGUACACCUACGGCAGCAGAAGCGAACACACACUGAAGAGAAGCCAUACAAAUGUGAUGUCUGCCCUGCGGAGUUCAGUUGGGGCGGAAACCUACGGCGGCACAAGCGAGCACACACGGGCGAGAAGCCAUACAAGUGCCACCUCUGCCACGCAGAGUUCAGCCGCAGCGGGCCCCUACAGCAGCACAAGCGGACACACACGGGGGAGAAGCCAUACAAGUGUGACGUUUGCCACGCAAAGUUUAGCUACAACGGGAAUCUACAGCAGCACAAGCGGACACACACGGGCGAGAAGCCAUAG
Messenger RNA from Ornithodoros turicata, 924 nucleotides. Its product is annotated as zinc finger protein 239-like. NCBI's taxonomy places the organism in Eukaryota, Metazoa, Arthropoda, Arachnida, Ixodida, Argasidae. The record is from RefSeq and is a predicted model, not a curated record. Gene Ontology annotation, biological process: regulation of transcription by RNA polymerase II. The transcript has a single exon. Gene Ontology annotation, molecular function: RNA polymerase II cis-regulatory region sequence-specific DNA binding; DNA-binding transcription factor activity, RNA polymerase II-specific. Bases 1 to 924 code for a protein of 307 amino acids.